AGGGCGGCGCUCAACCGAACCACGCAAGCCAAAAAGAGCCGACGAAACGUGGCUAGGUCGUGACCGCGCGUGCGCAGCGAACUGGUGUCACAGGGACCAGAACCACCAGAAGACAUCCACGGUGUUCCAGUCCAGCAUGUCUGUGGGGAGUGCGUACCGCCCGUGGAGCCUGCUGCACCGGGCUCUGGCAGUUUCCUCGGCUGUGUCUCAGGCCUGUUCCUUCCACACACACACUGCCCGCCUCAGCUCCAACCGCUCCAGUGUGGUACGCUGUGGGAGGCAGGUGUACGAGAGGAGCUUCCCUGUGCUGCUGCUCCGCCCCGACGGCUCCACAGUGCACAUCCGAUACAGAGAGCCACGACGCCUCCUGGUGAUGCCCGUAGAUGUGUCCACGCUGUCUGAGGAGGAGCGCAGAUCCAGGCUGAAGAGGAGGGAGGUGAAGAGGAGCACCCAGAGACCCCCAGAGGAGGAGUACCAUGAGCAGUUCAGAGCCGACCAGUACAAACACUUCUGGAGGAAGAAAUAAGCAGACUUUUCUGUGUCUGCUGUGCUUUGUAUCUGUUUGGUGUGUCAAUAAAGUUUCAUACAUUUGUCA
This is a messenger RNA of Boleophthalmus pectinirostris (great blue-spotted mudskipper), 595 nucleotides long. It is a transcript of the gene mrpl55, whose product is annotated as mitochondrial ribosomal protein L55. Bases 137 to 526 code for a protein of 129 amino acids. Gene Ontology annotation, biological process: translation. Lineage: Eukaryota; Metazoa; Chordata; Actinopteri; Gobiiformes; Gobiidae. The transcript has 3 exons. Gene Ontology annotation, molecular function: structural constituent of ribosome. The record is from RefSeq and is a predicted model, not a curated record. Gene Ontology annotation, cellular component: mitochondrial large ribosomal subunit.